AUGGCGGAGGGCUUAUCGAUCCAGCAGUCUGGGACGUCGGUCAGCAGUAAGCAGUGGCCGACCCCAACACAUGGAGACUAUAUACUCCAAGACUUCACUUUCAGCUCCGGCGCAACGAUUCCGCAGUUGCGAUUGCACUACCAAACCCUGGGCACCCUGAAGACCUCAGACAAUGGCAGGAAGACAAACGUGGUCCUCAUAAUGCACGGGACAGGUGGCUCAGGCGAGCAGUUUCUCAACACGCAGUUCGCAGGGGGGCUCUUCAACCCGGGGCAGCUGCUCGACGCGCAAAAGUACUUCAUCAUCCUGCGCGAUGGCAUCGGCCACGGCCAGUCCAGCAAGCCCAGCAACAGCGGCCUGCGGGCCCGGUUCCCGCAGUACCGCUAUCAGGACAUGGUCCAUGCCGACUACCGCCUGCUGACGGAGCACCUGGGCGUCAACCAUCUGCGCCUGGUGAUGGGCACAUCCAUGGGCGGCAUGCAGAGCUGGCUGUGGGGCGAGGCGCACCCAGGCUUCAUGGACGCGCUGAUGCCUCUCGCGUCGCUGCCCGUGCAGAUCUCGGGCCGCAACCGCAUGUGGCGGAAGAUGGCGAUGGACGCGAUCCGGGCGGACCCGGCGUGGCAGGGCGGGGACUACGCGCCGGGCGAGCAGCCUCGGGCCGGAUUGAACACGGCGCUGGACAUCCUGACGCUCAUGUCGUCAAGUCCGCUGCAGUACCAGGCGCAGGCGCCUACUAGGGACGCGGCGGACUCGUUCCUCGAGGAGAAGAUACGGUCUGGCCUCGCGACGACGGACGCAAAUGAUCUGCUGUUCGCGCUGGACGCGUCAUUUGAUUACGACCCUCGGCCUGACCUGCACAAGAUCACGGCGCCGCUGAUUGCUGUCAACACGGCGGAUGACCAGAUCAAUCCACCUGAGCUGCAGAUUCUGGAGAAGGAGGCAAAGGCUGGGCUGAGGGAGGGCCUGGGCAAGGUUGUUGUGUUGCCCAUCGCUGAAGAGACGCGAGGUCAUGGCUCGCAUACUGUGGCUAAACUGUGGAAACAUCUUCUCGAAGAAUUGCUGCUCAAGACUGAGGAAACCUGA
Molecule: messenger RNA, 1083 nt
Organism: Diaporthe amygdali
Lineage: Eukaryota; Fungi; Ascomycota; Sordariomycetes; Diaporthales; Diaporthaceae
Exons: 1
Coding region: 1-1083 (360 amino acids)
Biological process (GO): L-homoserine metabolic process
Molecular function (GO): homoserine O-acetyltransferase activity
Source: RefSeq, a predicted model, not a curated record